AUGAACGAAUGUCGAGUGUGUCGAUCGACGAAACACACCGGUGUCUACUAUGGGGCUUUUGUUUGCAGUGGUUGUAAAGUAUUCUUCAUGAGAACGGUUGUCUCAGGAAUGGGUUUCGUUUGUCAUGUUGGCGGCAUUUGCAGCACACCGGCAGAAAUCAUCAAGUGUCGAGCGUGUCGUUUCGGGAAAUGCAUUCAAAUGGGAAUGAGAUCGGACUUGGUUGGAAUUCGCUCAAAUCGACGCUAUGACGAUCCCUCAUCGCCCGAGCAUUUCGCUGCACCAUCCACCUCGGCUGGGCUCAAGCAUUUCGAGCAAAAAGCCUCUCCCCUCUCCAUGCCAAAUGAAAGCCACUCACAGUUCCCCUCGGUGGUGCCGUAUUUUGAGAAAAAUUACCACAUCUUCAGACCGUCAGCGUUGGGUCGAGGCGGUUCACCGAUCGGAAUCUCAUUCACCGAGGCGCUUAAAGAGACGCCCAACGAACCGCUGAGGGUCGCCGAGAAGUUGAUGGCGCUGGAAACCUUCUGCAACUACGAUCUUGGAAUUGGUGACUAUAGGGAAGAGGAUGGGCUUUGUUGUACAGUAACCCUGCCAGACGCACUCGAAAAUCCGCUAAUCAUCAUGGCGAGAAGACCGGCCUUUCAUCGCACAACGCGAACGCCAAAAGAUAUCAGCGAUUAUUCAAAAAUCUUUCACCGAAGUGUUGUCUAUUAUAUUGAUUGGGUGGCCGCAUCACCGGAAAUUCAACAACUUUCACAGAAAGAUAUGCUGAAUUUCGUUGCACCACGAAUGUCGAUCAUGCAUUUCAGCACAAUCGCCUAUAAUACGUAUAAAUAUGGAGUGAAUGGGUAUUUAAUGCCCGACGGAUAUGUUUAUCAAGCGGGUGAUUGUUGGGAUCCGUAUGUUGAGGGAAUGAUCAACCUAGUGGGCACCUCAAUUCGCCCAGCAAUGGAACGAUUGAAAUUGACGGGGCAAGAGUUUUGCAUCCUCAAACAAAUCAUCAUGUACAGUGGAUGUGUUAAUCUCACAUUAAGCGAUGAAGGGAAAGAAGUUAUCUAUGCGGCGAGGAAGAAGUAUGAACAGCUACUCGUUUUCUACGUGGAAGACGUUUAUUCUGAUUUGACGUCAAGAGAACGAAUGCUUCGAGUUUUACACUUACUCGAGUUGAAAAAUAAACUUUUGGCUGGUGGCCUCGUCGAGUACGAGCACAGUAAAGCGUGGAUAUCGAGAAAUGUUUUGGAGAAGAAAUGCCCAACGCCGUGUAUCGCUUACGAUCUUCAUUGUGCACAAUUU
This is a messenger RNA of Mesorhabditis belari, 1290 nucleotides long. Lineage: Eukaryota; Metazoa; Nematoda; Chromadorea; Rhabditida; Rhabditidae. The record is from the annotation of a GenBank genome assembly.